This is a messenger RNA of Diachasma alloeum, 1199 nucleotides long. RefSeq lists its product as uncharacterized. The record is from RefSeq and is a predicted model, not a curated record. The transcript has 3 exons. NCBI's taxonomy places the organism in Eukaryota, Metazoa, Arthropoda, Insecta, Hymenoptera, Braconidae. The coding region runs from base 322 to 1005 and encodes 227 amino acids.
AAACGUGUUCCAAAUGGAAAAUCGAGAUUAUCGACCUAAAUUUAUAAAAAAUAAUAUGAAAUUCCUCUUUUGAAAUUGAUUUACCUAUUCUUCAGUGAAAACAAAAUCCCGUAAAUUCUCUUUCCGUGACAGAAAGUGUUUGUUCCGAAUUUUCUACCAUAAAAAUAGGAAAAAAUCAUUUAAAGGUUAGAAACAAAUUAUUAUCAAUAUCCGAACAGAAACAAACGAGCUAGCUUCAUGCGUCAAUGACAUAAAAUGAACAUUUUCUCAUAAAAAAAAAAAAUUGUUAAUCAUCGAAUUGAUUGACAUCUUGAACUAAAAAUGGGGAGGAGCUCGAAUAAUGAUGAUGGUAUGACGGUUGAUUCGAAGAGCGAGAAAAAAUCAAAAAAGAAAAAGACAAAAUCAGUGGCGGAUGAGAAUGCCGGGGAAUUAGUUAGUAAACCAGAAGUGAAGGUGAAGAAAUCGAAGAGGAAAAAGUCAGAGGCAUCUGAAGCUGUAGAAGAGGACGUGCCCAAGAAGGCUAAGAAGGCAAAAAAAGAAAAACUGGAUGACACAGAGAAGGCAGAUAAAGAGGUUGAUGAAGAGGUCGAGGGGGAUGCACCUCCUAAGAGUAAGAAACCUUCGAAGAGGCAGUUGAAAAGAGAGAAGAAAGAAGCAAGGGAAGCAGAGAAGCGAGAUGCCAGUAAAGUUGAAGCUAUGAACAAAUCUCUCGAGUAUAUUUCAACGUGGAAACAUGCAAAGAGUAAAUGGAAAUUCGAAAAGCUCAAGCAAAUCUGGCUGAUGGAUCACUUACUAGACGACUCGUUAGUCCCAGAGGAAGUAUUCCCCACUGUACUGGAAUACUUCGAAGGUUGCAAAGGAAUGGCUCGAGAAUUGCUCCUAAAGAAAGGUAUGGACGUCAUAAAAAAAUACGAACGACAGCAGGAGGCCGCUGAAGAAGUCGAAGAGACUGUGGAGUACAAAAGAGCCAGGCAAUUGCUUCAAGCUUUACCAACAGAAACUUGAAUAGUCUCAAAUCCAAAAUAUUUUAUUUAAUAAAAAUUUCCAAGUUUUCAUAUUUUAAAUCUUUUUUGUAUAUUCACCUCUCAUGAAAUAUCCCAACGAUUAAUUUACAACGAGAAAUCUUCUGGAUAUAAAGGGACUAUGUAAAUGGUUCUGUACAACGAAAUAAAUUGCUGUUUGAAAAUGUUUUUUGGCUA